This is a messenger RNA of Tympanuchus pallidicinctus (lesser prairie-chicken), 3672 nucleotides long. It is a transcript of the gene DAO, whose product is annotated as D-amino acid oxidase. Gene Ontology annotation, molecular function: D-amino-acid oxidase activity; FAD binding. NCBI's taxonomy places the organism in Eukaryota, Metazoa, Chordata, Aves, Galliformes, Phasianidae. Bases 635 to 1669 code for a protein of 344 amino acids. The record is from RefSeq and is a predicted model, not a curated record. The transcript is spliced from 12 exons.
GAUCUUAGUGGUUUUUUCCAAACCUUAAUGAUUCUGUGAUUUUAUGCAGAGUGUUCCAUGGCAGAGAGUAGACCUGAAUGAGUUUUAAGGCCCCUUUCCAACUCAAACCAUUCCAUGGUUCCUUGGUUCUAUGAAAAACUUGGUUUGCUGCUGCAUCUACAUGCCCCAGCCAUCCUGAGGAGGUGCCAUGGGGAUGAAAGAGCAUCCAUAGAGCAUCUGCAGAGCCUCCAUUUCCAGGUACAGCAUCAAGGAACCAUACUAGAACCAGGCUGAAGAAAGUGUGAAGGGUCAGCAAUGCCAAAAGCAAGAAGCAGGCAAGUAAUAGCAGUGUCUGCCUGUCGCCAACUUUCCCCUGCCUCCUGUGGGACUGUAUUUCUGCUGCUGGGGACUCUGACAUGGACCACUGUGACCCUAUGGGCUUCCAGAGGAUGGACCAUGGGGCACCAGAAACUCCACCUCCCAGGUCAAAAGCAAAGACUUUGACCCCAUUGCCCAGCACAGGGUGCAGCUGCAAGCUCUGGACACUCAGACCUUGGACUGUGAGGCUCCAAACAAGCUACGCUGCACCAGGGGCUCUGCUGAAGCCUCCAAAACCUAUAGAGGCUGCCUGGAGAACUCUGCAGAGCCCAGAGCCAUGCGCAUCGCAGUCGUCGGGGCUGGAGUGAUCGGCCUGUCCACCGCCCUGUGCAUCCACGACCGCUUCCAUGCACUGGUGCCCCAGCUGCAGCUGGAGGUCUACGCCGACCGCUUCACGCCGCACACCACCAGCGAUGGGGCUGCAGGCCUGUGGCAGCCCUACCUGAGCGACCACGGCAACCUGCAGGAGACACUGUGGAACAAGGAGACCUUUGAGCACCUCCUGGGGUACCUCAACUCACCAGAAGCAAAGGAAAUGGGACUGUUCCUGAUUUCUGGAUAUAACCUGUUUAAGCAGCCUGUACCGGAUCCAUCUUGGAAGAACAUUGUCCUUGGCUUCAGGAACUUGACACCGAAAGAGCUUGAACUCUUUCCUGGCUACAGCUAUGGCUGGUUCAACACGGCGCUGAUGCUGGAGUGCAGGAGCUAUUUGCCCUGGCUGACCAACAGGCUGGCGCAGAGAGGCGUGAAGUUCUUCCACAGGAAGGUCGAGUCCUUCGAGGAGAUGUUUUCCCAGGGAAUUGAUGUUGUCAUAAAUUGCACUGGGAUCCGUGCUGGGGAGCUGCAGCCAGACCCAGCUCUGCAGCCUGCCCGUGGGCAAGUCAUCAAGGUCCUGGCCCCAUGGUUGAAGCACUUCAUUAUCACUCAUGACAUGGAGUCAGGGAUCUACAGCUCACCCUACGUCAUCCCGGGGAGUGAGUUCACAGUUUUGGGAGGCAUCUACCAGCAAGGCAACUGGAACGAAGAGAACAGUGCUCAGGACCACAAGUCCAUCUGGGAGAGGUGCUGCAGGCUGCUGCCCACGCUUCAGAAAGCAGAGAUUGUGCAGGAGUGGAGUGGCCUGAGACCAGCACGUCCCAGCGUCCGCCUGGAGCGGGAGAGCAUUGGCCAUGGGCGUUCAAGGACAGAGGUCAUACACAACUACGGCCACGGUGGCUUUGGGAUCACCAUCCACUGGGGCUGUGCCAUGGCCGCAGCCCGGCUGCUCGGGAACAUCCUGCAAGAGAAGCAGCAGCCCCAGUCCCGCCUGUGAGUUGCCUUCUCAGCUGGGAUUAUUGCGAUAGCAGUACCUUAGAAAUCACAGCAAAAAGAUCCAAGCAACACUGGUGCACGUGGGCUGUUGACACUCCUGCUGGCUUUGCUGAUGCUUCCUCCUGUCUUGUUUUCGGGUUGCUGCCAGUUCUGCUGCUGCCAUUUGCCAGACGGCCGAAUUUCCUCCAUCGUGGCCUCGUGCAACCUACCCAAAGGAAGUGCUUUAAAACAUGGACUAAUUAUCUGUGACAAAGUGCACUUCUGUCUCAGGGAUCAGACUGCAAAGGGCAGGUGGAGUUCAGUUGAAGCCUUGGCAGUCCUGCAGUUUAUCUGCACGCUGAGACAGGAUCUGAAAGCGAGCUGGUGCCGUGCGAGGUCUCCACUGGCUGCUCAGACACCCGGCAUGUAAUUGGAUUUGCAAGCUGCCCCCAAGAGGCAAAAGCUCCUUAGUAGGAAGAAGCUCCUGGGGAAGUGACAAUGGCCUCACAAGCACGUGCUCCACUUGCAAUUGCUUUUCUUACGCUCAUGCCAGGACAAAGCACGGGUCUGCAGCACCUGGUUAGUGUAUCUGGCAGCAGACAGCAGUGGUUACCUAAAAUGGCUUUCCAAAUGAUGGUUUUAGUAACAAAAGCAACAUGUUCCAGCCCUGUGUACUUGCCAAUUCCUAUAUAUAGCACAGUGCAUAUGCCAAAUAGCUGUUCUUGUCCCUAAAACUCCCACGGGCACUUUGGUUUCUCAUUUCCCUCUGCUGUGAAGAAGCCUUGGGGCUGUGCUGAUCAGAGGAGGCAGGGACACCUCCCAGGAGGGUGACUCUUCUUGGAGAGAGGAGCCAGAGGUGGUCAGUGUCACUUCCAAGGGCCCCAGGCCUGGUUCUAGAGAUGAGCUUUGGCCUCUUGUUCUGUGCCACGUGCCUUUCCUGCUGUAAAGAUUUCACAAACAGAAAGGUGCUGUGAGGUCAGAAAGCAUCAGCCUCAGAUCCAAAGUGCCGUACUGGUAAAUGAGAGCUGCUGCCGUGCAGCCAGGUUUGUCUCACCUCCUGGGGAGCUGGAUUCAACAAUCCCAUGGCCCCUGCACCCUGUCCAAGGACCUGUUGUGAUGCUUACCCAAGAGUGAGCGCUCAGUGCUGCAGGAAACAAUCCACACACACAAGACCUGCUGCCCCAGACAUGUAUGAGCCUUGUCUCUGUUUCCGAAGUGCUGUGGAGGUCACUGUGCCAGCACAGCCCCAGGAGACCUCCCCAUGACAUGGUUCUCCACUGAACGCUGUGACUGUUCACACUGUGAACUUAGCAAGUUUUACACGCUGUGAGCAGUGGGAACAACCUGAGCAGCUUUGCUGAGCACGAGCUCAGUGUUUGCCAUUGUACAAACGCAGCAGUAGUUCUCACCAUAAGGGCCAGGAUUUCUCAGGAGUGCUGCUCUGUCCCCUCUCUUAUUUCUCCACCUUUUGCAUCCUUGAUGCUUGCCCGUGCUGUGACACCUGCAGCACCACUGUGUGGAAAUAGGAGCUCCUGUCAUGUCCAGUCUGUCUGCCAAAGGGUUUCCCACUUCAUCUGGCAGCUCACCUGAUGUACUGCAGUCACAUUUAUAGGGUUGUCAUGCAGAAAAGAACAGUGAAAAGAAAAUACCUAGAGAAAAUUUACCAUUGAUGGAUGCUAAAUCUAAUUGUCUGUAGUAGUGCUGGAGUAGGAGCUGUUUGGCAAAGUGGCAUCUGCUUGAGUUCAUUUAUACCAAAUAGAUGAGAUAUGAAGGACUGUCUUCUCCUCACGUUUGUGCUGGUGUAACUCCAAGCGAAGAAGCAAGCUGGCAAAAAGCAGUUGAUUCUUCUGAUCUCAGAGCCUGUAGAACAACUGCCCUGCAUGGGUCAGGAUGACAAACGCAGCUGUACGUGGCCUCUUAGAAAACAAACAGAAAUGACUGGGUUUUAUUUACAAUUUCUAUGUUGCUUAUUUUCUAAAAGGCUACAAUUUAAUGUGUGUGCACAAUAAAGAUCAUAGCCAACUA